Messenger RNA from Echinostoma caproni, 810 nucleotides. The record is from the annotation of a GenBank genome assembly. NCBI's taxonomy places the organism in Eukaryota, Metazoa, Platyhelminthes, Trematoda, Plagiorchiida, Echinostomatidae.
AUGAAGCCUAAUGGUAAUGGUGCCUCAUCCGGUCCACGAACGUUCCAGGCUACACUAGCUGAGACUCCAGCUGUUCGGAAUAUGACCGAUCCACAGCUGGCAAAUGCUCACAGUCACAUGCAAUCAGAUCCCGCACAUCCGAAUCCGGAAACCUUAUCCGAUCCAGUGCUGCUGAACGGCACACAACAGACAACAUUGGAUGAUGCUCCUCUGGUGUCCAACUUUUCUCCAACUCGUCAUUCACGCACCGGAUCGAACGCUUCUGAUCGCUCGUCCACUACGCCCGGACAAACCGAGCACUCAGAUCACGCACCUUCCGUUCCACUGCAUCAUCCGGGUAUCGGAUCAAGUUCCCUGCUUCAACAAGAAUCCAACUCAUCCACCGUCAAGUCCACUAGCCAUAAAAAGUCGUCUUUGCGUACUGCACCACAUUCAGAUUCCGGUUCCACGGUGGAAUUACGAAAUUCAUCCGCCGGUUCCGAUCAUACCGUCGUUCAAUCCGAAUUGAAUACCAUGGAUAGUCCCACUGCCAACUGGAGUCCUACACCCGAAUGGGCCAUGGGUUGGAAAGCGAAAAUGCCAUUCCAGACUAUUAUGCGUCUGCUACAAGUCCUUGUGCCACAGGUGGAGAAAAUUUGUAUCGAUAAAGGUCUAACGGACGAAUCGGAGAUUGUGAAGUUUUUGCAAAACGGCACCCUAGUUGGUCUUCUGCCGGUCCCGCACCCCAUUCUCAUUCGCAAAUAUCAGUCAAACUCGGGCACGGCAAUCUGGUUCCGCAACUAUUUGUGGGGCGUUAUCUAUCUGCGGUAA